AUGGACGAGCUCCCGCUGAGCUUCCAGGGCCUCAAGUUCGACACAGCCGGCAGUCCAGCCCCGUGGACCACCCUCCCCUCCAGCCAGGGCCCGCUCCGCCCUCGCGUCCUCGUGUGCGCCCUGGUGACGUUGGCCCGCGUCCUGCACGAGUCGGGCGAGCAGAGCCACAUCCUCGCCGCCGCCCUCGACCGCGCACGCCACGCCCACGACGACCAGCGCUCGACCGUCGCCCGCGCCAAGCUCGCCGUCCUGCACGCCAGCCGCGCCGCCCAGGUUGCGCAUGGCGAGGCGCGCCGGAUCGAAAAGCUCAGCGCCGUCUUCCGCCAAGGCGCCGACCGCGCCGUCUCGGCCAUCGACCGCAAGGUCCUGCGCCUCGUGCGCGGCGGGCGCCGCGUCCAGGACGCCCUCAGCGAGGCGGGCCGGCGGCGAGGCGACACGGGCGGCGACGACCCGCUCGAUCCUUACGGGUUCGUCGAGGAGCUCGCCCUCGACCUCGACUUUGACCAGGUCGACGUCGUCGAGGGCACCAAGGCGGCCGACGACCCGCUCGGCGACGAGUGGCAGACGAUCGAGGACGACCUCGUCGCGACCCUCGCCGGGCGCGUGAUCGACAAGGCGAGCCCGCGCCUGACGAGCACGUUCCGCAUGCCGCCCCUCGACGGCGCCGAGGCCGACGCCGAGCUCGACGCGCUCCCGGCGAGCCUGCCGCCAACGCCGCCAGCGUCGGUCCACUCGAGCGAGCCCGACGACCCCGAGGGCGACGCCGACGAGCUCGACCCAGACGAGGACACGAUCGCCCGUCUGCUUCGCCCCAUCGUCCACCCUGUCGUCGCCCUCCUCCACCACCUGCACGACCUCCUCGGCAAGCGCCUCACCUCGUCGAUCGACGCGUUCGAGUCGCUCGUCCACGCCUCGUCGGCCGCCGUCGACACGCACCGCCUCGCGACGCAGCGCCUGACCAAGUGCGCCGCCAAGCUGCGCGACCUGCGCGAGCUCGAGCGGCGAGCGCUCGAGGAGUUCGAGCGUACGAUGGACGAGCUGCGGGACGUCGUCGUCGAGCUCGCCAAGUGGCGCAACGGCGUCGGCGACGACGACGACGACGGCGAUGGCGACUAGCGGGUUCGCAAGCUCUCCUUUCCGUCCUUUCCCUCCUCUCUCUGUCUCUCUGCUGCUGUACAUAGCGUCGUACCCCCCUCAUUCGUCUGUCCUUGUAUUCUUCCGCAAUGCACUGCCGUUCUAGCUUU
This is a messenger RNA of Rhodotorula graminis WP1, 1244 nucleotides long. RefSeq lists its product as uncharacterized. The record is from RefSeq and is a predicted model, not a curated record. The coding region runs from base 1 to 1116 and encodes 371 amino acids. NCBI's taxonomy places the organism in Eukaryota, Fungi, Basidiomycota, Microbotryomycetes, Sporidiobolales, Sporidiobolaceae. The transcript has a single exon.